GUGUCAUGUUGGUGCAGGGGACUAGGUGAGGAACACUUCCGCAGUUGCACGAAAAUUGUACGGAAGUUUGUUGGGGGUUUUGAUCAGUGCUUUGCGAGUUCUUGGACCAGGGACCUUACCACAGAAAUUCAUUAGUACAGCAUUAACCAUAAAAGAUUUAGCUAGCAAGGCAAGACUAGCAGUAGCAGAAUGAGCCGUUUCAGUGCGUCCAAAUUCAAGAAUGCAUCGGCGACCAUCGCCAAGAAAGAGCAUUGGUUUAGUGAUCUCCGUGUCGGAUCGCCAUCGUCAUGUGGCAACCACAUCAAAGCCAGCUGCACUCUCAUGGCCUUCAACACCACCAACACAGGUGGAGGCACGUUAGGCAUUAUCCCUCUUGAUAAAUGUGGGCGGGGCCUAUCAACGCUGCCCAUGCUACACGCCCAUGGAUCGCUAGUGACUGACAUGGAUUUCUCACCGUUUGAUGAUUACAUGCUUGCCACAUGCUCCAAUGACAACAUGAUCAAGAUAUGGGACCUACCAGAAGGAGGCCUGACAGAGAGCAUGUCCACCCCUGCUGCUACCCUCCCUAAGCUAGCCAAGGGGGUCCAGAAUGUUUUAUUCCAUCCCACUGCAGAAGGCCUGUUGGCGUCAUCGUCUGACAAGACCGUUCAGAUAUGGGACAUUGGAAAGGCACAGGAAUGCGUAGCCAUGGAGGUCCAUGGGGAGCAGAUUCAAGGCAUCAGCUGGAAACAAGAUGGCUGCCUCAUAGCAACCACAGCCAAGGACAAGAAACUGAGGAUCCUGGACCCACGGCAAAACACAGUCAGCGCGGAAACAGCUGGUCAUGCCAACAACAAGGAUUCCAGAGUGUGUUGGCUGGGGAACUCAGAUCUGAUUCUCACUACAGGAUUUAGCCAGGGAAGGAGCCGUGAGAUGUGUGUGUGGGAUCAGCGUCAGUUUGGCAGUGCCGUUCAGCAGCAUUCUGUGGACCAGUCCACUGGAACCUUAAUGCCGCUAUACGAUCCUGACACCAACAUGCUAUUUACAAUUGGCACGGGAGACACGACUCUCAGAUACGCUGAGAUCACAAUGUCAUCGCCUUACAUCUCCGAUAGGAGCGCGCAGUCACUUCCCGAACAGACCAAAGGCGUUGCCACGGUCCCCAAGCGUGCCUUGGAUGUCAUGUCGUGCGAGGUUGCUAGGAUACUGUUGCUUACGGCAACCGCCGUGGUGCCAAUUUCGUACACUGUUCCCAGAAAGUCACAUCGUGAUUUUUACGGUGAGCUGUUCCCAGACACCAAUGGAGGUGAGGCUGCUCAGUCAGCGGCUGAUUGGCUGGCUGGAUCAGACAAACAGGUUGAAAAGGUAUCCCUGGAUCCAGCAAAAUGCAAGCCAAUCACAAAGAAGGAGAAGCAAGGGUUGCCAUCGGUUACAUCUUCCAAACCAAAGCUUGAAGCUAAGCCAGGCAACAAGUCUCCGCCUUCCACUGAAUCAGCACAGCAGCCAAAUGAACCACCUAAAAAGCCUUCCCCCGAGCCUUCUCAAGGUGCCAGUGAAGUCACAGCCAAGCUUGCUUCAUCAUCCCUCCAACCCCAGAAACCAUCCCAGCCAAAGCCCAGCGUGCAGGGUGCAGGGGAUAAUGGGCCCAGUGAUGUCCCUCAAGCAGCCAAGCCCAAGUUCAUAGCGCCGACCGUCUCCAAGUUCCGCCACAUGAACUCCGCCCUCAUGCCUCGGAGCAUGCACAUGUACAACCUGUACAAUCUGAGCAAUAACAUCUUUGGGGAGUGCGACGUCUUCCAUGCCAACCUGAAAUGGGGUGCGGUGCCACUCGGUGGACCCGGCGGAAUGAUCGCAUUUGUGGACAUGAAUAAACCAGGCAAGCUGGAGCGAGACUUGCCAUCCAUCCAGAAUGGCACCAGUGUCAUGGACUUUGCUUGGGACCCGUUUAAUGACAGCCGACUGGUAGUGGCUUGUGACAAUGCUAAGAUCCUGAUAUGGGACCUGCCUAGCGAGGCUUGGAGUGAACCGCUAACAGAACCUUCUCUGGCACUCAGAGGCCACUACGAGAAGCUCUACUUUGUCAAGUUUCACCCGCAAGCCAAAGACAUCUUGAUGUCAGCCAGCUACGACAUGACGGUCAAAAUCUGGGAUUUAAGCUCUGGAGAUGAGAAAAUCAGCUUGACAGGGCACACGGACCAGAUUUUCAGUGCUGCGUGGAGCUCUGAUGGCUGCAGGAUUGCCACAGUCUGUAAGGAUGGGAAAAUGCGGAUAUACGAUCCAAGAACGUCAACUGAACCCAUCAAAGAGGGGAACGGUCCGCCAGGCAGCCGAGGGGCACGCAUUCUCUGGGUCUGCGGGGACGACUUUCUGUUUGUCUCUGGAUUUGAAAGGGGAGGCGAGCGCACCAUCUAUCUCUACGCAAUGAGCGACCUAAGUAAAGCACUGGAGAGGAUUUCGUUUGACAAGUCGCCGUCUACAUUGGUUCCAUUCUAUGAUGAGGAUACCAACGUUGUCUUUCUUACCGGAAAGGGAGAUUUGACAACCUCAGCCUUUGAGAUCCUCCCAGAGUCCCCGUACUUCUUCACCAUAGCGCCUUUCCAGCAAUUGGUUCCUCAUCAGGCAUUGUCAUUCUUGCCCAAGAAGGUGUGCAAUGUCCGAGACGUGGAGUUUGCCAAAGCCAUGAGGUUGACCAAGACAACCAUUGAACCGGUGACCUUCGCAGUGCCAAGGGUCAAGAGAGAGUAUUUUCAGGACGACAUCUUUCCAGACACCAGAGUGACGUGGGAGUCGGUCCUGACGAGCCAUGAGUGGCUGGAUGGGAAGAAUGGAAUCCAGCGCAGGAUGAGCCUCUGCCCGCCUGACAUGAAAUUAUUGAGCUCCAUACCGAAGUCGGGUCCAGCGCCCAAGAAAUACGUGGCUGAGGUUGAGCUCAACUACAAGACGGAUGAACAAAAGAAGGAAGAGUUGCUGAGUGCCAUGACCAACAAACUGGAGGCCAAGGAUGAACCUCUACCCCAGGACUUGUGCGAAGGAGUUGACGAAGAUGAAUGGUCUGACUGAGCCUUACUGACAGCUGCCUGUUUCUGUUAUCACCCUAUUGGUGCCCCCCCCCCCAUCCCCACCCCCAAAUCUUGGUAAGGCCCCACCCUUGCCAGCACACGUAGUGGGCCUGACACCAGGUUUUCUUCAGUAAUGAGAAUAAUGUACUUAGAAACUAUUUUGUCAAAUUACAACGUUUUGUAAGGCAACAUUCUUCAGCUUUAACUUGAACAAAGUAACAUUGACUGCAGCAGGAUUCGAACUUGCAACCUUCAAAACGCUGCAAGAGUGCUCUACCAUCUGAGCUAUUCAGCUACGCAAACCGGUCUAUCGUUAUAUCAUUUUUUACUUUCUGUGUGUAAUUGGUUGCAAUUUACAAAGGUUGCCAUGACAGAAAUGCAGCUUUCUUACAAAGUUUUAUCCAAAUCAGAAGGUACAUUUGUGCAGGGACAUAAAGCGUAUCAUAUUUAGUUUUCUUAUGAGUACUUGAUGCGUACAAUGAUACUUAUUAAUUUUUUAAGAUUCAUAUUUUUUGCUUCAGAUUAAUAUGAUAUAUCAGUAUAUAAUAAUUCCUUAUAUAAUAGGAAGGCAUUGAUUAUAGGUUCAUAUUCACAAACUGUAUGUUCCAUAUUUUUGUAGAUACAAGCAUGUUAAUACAUGCACGUCAAAACUAUUAUAUAUGGUAUACCGUACAUAACAUAGCAGCAGCAGCAGCAGCAUUGGUUUUACGAAAGACCAUCAUUUGAUUCGAACCAGCCAACCGAUCCCAUUAGCUCGGUGGUCGA
Molecule: messenger RNA, 3803 nt
Organism: Patiria miniata (bat star)
Lineage: Eukaryota; Metazoa; Echinodermata; Asteroidea; Valvatida; Asterinidae
Gene: coro7
Product: coronin-7-like
Exons: 25
Coding region: 190-3039 (949 amino acids)
Molecular function (GO): protein binding
Source: RefSeq, a predicted model, not a curated record